Linepithema humile (Argentine ant) is the source of this 1109-nucleotide messenger RNA. It is a transcript of the gene TBCB, whose product is annotated as tubulin-binding cofactor B. Gene Ontology annotation, biological process: cytoplasmic microtubule organization; post-chaperonin tubulin folding pathway; tubulin complex assembly. The record is from RefSeq and is a predicted model, not a curated record. Gene Ontology annotation, molecular function: microtubule plus-end binding; alpha-tubulin binding. Gene Ontology annotation, cellular component: cytoplasm; microtubule plus-end; nucleus. NCBI's taxonomy places the organism in Eukaryota, Metazoa, Arthropoda, Insecta, Hymenoptera, Formicidae.
ACGACACUUGAUAGCAUCAGAUGACAUUUCGAGACGUUUGAAUGGUCUGUCAAAGUGUUACGACUUAUGCUGUGUAUCUUGUAAUUUACAUAAACAAUUGGAUAUAAAUUUAUUUUAUAUCGCCCAAUAUACGCUUGCAUUCAAAUUCAUUAUUUAUAAUCAGCGUAAAGAGGUUUACAAGUGCUUGAAGUCGUCUAAUCUGUGUUGAUAUCUGGAAUUUAAUACAUUAAUUUAAACAAAAAUGACUUCGUACAGCGUAAUUACGCCUGAUUUUGUAAAUUUAUCAAUUACAAACUCUGGUCGAGAAUCAUGUCUCGUGGAGCGUCGAUUUCGGAAGGGUAUAACUAUUGACGAAUUUAAGGGUAAAUUGGAGCUUCUUACGGGUGGCAAUCCAGCUACAAUGACAGUCCAAGUCUACGACAAGAAUGAUAAACUUAUUUGUAAAUUGGAGGAAGGACAGCGUCUUUUGGGAUCAUAUCCAGUCGAUGAUGGCAUGAGGAUACAUGUUAUCGAUAAUUUUUCAAGCACUACAGAAGAUUUAAGCCAUGUGGAAAAGUUUGAGAUAUCCGAGGAAGAAUAUGCUAAGAAAACAGAUACUGUUAAGGCAUUCUUAGAAAAGAAUAAAUUAGGAAAAUAUAAUGAGGAAGAAAUGCAGAAAAGGGCGGAGGAAAAGAAACGAGAAGAGGAAGCAGAAGAACGCUUAGCUAGUUUGUGCAAGGUUGGAAAUCGUUGUGAAGUAUUUGUUCCAAAUCAACCAAAGCGAAGAGCUACAAUCUUAUUUGUUGGUAAAACUGAAUUUAAAGAAGGCUGGUGGGUUGGUGUCAAGUAUGAUGAACCUCUUGGCAAAAAUGAUGGAAGUGUUGGUGGUAAAAAAUACUUUGAGUGUGCACCAAAAUACGGUGGAUUCGUGAAGCCAUUGCAUGUGAAAGUCGGCGAUUUUCCAGAGGAAGAUUUUGAUAUGGACGAAGAAUUGUAAAACAGAAUUAUAUCUUUUAUUUAGCACUUUUUUAAUCAUAGUUUGUACAAUAAAAAAGUAGUUACACACGAAAUAAUAUUUAAAUUACAUAGAAUUUACCAAUUAAGUUUCAAUAAAUGAUGCAUCAUUUUCA